AUGGCGAUGCCGAGCGACUGCGCACCUCCAGCAAGCGCGAAGAAUGCUGAAGCACGCGAACACCAAGAUACCAACCAUCCGAGCUUCCGCUUUCUCGACCUGCCUCUAGAGAUACGUUCAAGCAUAUAUGGCUACUUCGAUAGACCUCAGGGCAAAGACGAGCGUACAACCAGAGAAUCGCUGAUGAUGGUGUCCGUCCAAGUUUCCACGGAAUGUUCGCCCAUAUUCUUUCGUGAGAUGGAGUUCCACAUUCACAAGGGAGAAAGAGGUAGUGUGCAGCACUUCACAAAUCACUUCCUAGCCUCCCUACCUGAUUACAAACUCCGUAAUAUCCGCAAGCUGGUGUACUAUGUUGAUGAGGCCAGAGGGAGCAACAUUCGUGGUACUAGUGGCAUGGUGCAUCUCCGCCGCACACUGCUCCAGCGCAUUGAGAGUCUUGAUUCUUUGGAAGAGGUGGUGAUCCGAACACUCCAUUGGAUCGUUUUCGAACAAUUGCUCGGCCUGGCAGAGGAGGAAAUUGUCGACGCGGAUGCAGAUGAGAUGUGGAGGCAGAUGUGCCUGAUCGAUCCUAGAUGGAAGAGGGCUGAGGAGGGACUCAUUGGUGACAGCUGUCCACUGCAGUCCUGGAAUAUCACAAGACGGAUGGCCACAGACAGCGAGGAUGGACCUGGAAUAGUCGAAAUCGAGUCCUCUGACGAUAUCGACUGGGAAUUCGAUGGCAGGUACGCAGGGAUGCCCGAACGCUUUUUCAUCACCAACACCUACCGAAAGCCCCAGAAAAUCCAGACGAAAACCUCAGAACCUGCUCAUACUGACGUAGUCGAAGCUGUCUGA
This is a messenger RNA of Exophiala spinifera, 834 nucleotides long. RefSeq lists its product as uncharacterized. Bases 1 to 834 code for a protein of 277 amino acids. The transcript has a single exon. Lineage: Eukaryota; Fungi; Ascomycota; Eurotiomycetes; Chaetothyriales; Herpotrichiellaceae. The record is from RefSeq and is a predicted model, not a curated record.